AUGGCGGAGAUCGCUGUAGGCUUGGUCAUAGACAAGUUGAUUCCAUUGCUGACUGAAGAAGCAUACUUGUUGAGAGGUAUUCAUAAAGAAGUUGAGAGAAUCAAGUGUGAUCUAGACUUUCUUUUGGCUUUUCUCAAGAAUGCAGAUGCAAGAAUCGAGCAGACAAAUCAAAUCAUCACCAACAAUUGUCACGGGGUUAAAGUGUGGGUGGAAAAACUUCGAAAAGCAUCAUUUGAAGUAGAAGAUGUUAUUGAUGAAUACACACAUCUCAUGGUGAAACAACGAUGUCAUCCCCAUAUAAAAAGAUUUGUUGCUUUUGUUCGCAGAAGUACUUGCUUGGUCAUAAAACUAAAAUCACGCCAUGACACAGCUUCCAAAAUAAAAGACAUUAGACAAAUGAUUCAAGAUAUAAAUCAAACAAGGGCAUCCUAUGGCUUCAAUUUCACACUACAUGAAGAAUCUACAUUCGCUUCUCGAACAAGUUCAUGGUAUGAUCCUCGAAAAAGUUCUUGUUUUCUUAGGGAAAGUGAUAUUGUGGGCAUUGAAUCUUCUAGAGAUGAAUUAAUUGAAAAGGUGGAAGAUGGAUCUCCAAGGCGCACUGUGAUCUCUUUGGUAGGGAUGGGAGGACUCGCCAAGACCACUCUAGCCCAUCAAGUGUAUGUUUGUAUGAAAAGAAGUUUUGAUUGUCAUGCUUGGAUUGAAGUUUCUCAGUCAUAUGAGAAGGUGGAACUAUUACAAAAGUUACUGAAGAAAUUCUUGGAGUCAAGAGAGGAGUCUACUCCUCAAGGAUUUGAUGCAAUGGAUGAAAGUACAUUGACUAAAAAGUUAAGAGAUUACUUACAUGGAAAAUGCUAUCUUGUGGAUUUUGAUGAUGUUUGGAAGAUAAACUUUUGGGGUGACAUACAAAAUGCUUUACCUGAUAAUGGCAACGAGAAAAGUGGAAGAGUAUUUAUCACAACAAGAUAUGUUGAAGUAGCAAAUUUUUGUAAGGUAUCAUCACUGGUUCAUAUUCAUUAUCUUCAACGUCUUGCUCCAAAGAAGAUAUGGGAACUCUUUUGCAAAAAGGCUUUUCAAGAUGAAUCUAGUGGGUGUUGUCCACUCCACUUACACAAGUUGUCACAUGAGAUUGUUGAAAGAUGUGAAGGAUUACCACUUGCUAUUGUAGUAAUAGCUGGUCUUCUUUCCACUAAAAACAACACUAUUGAAGAGUGGAGAAAAUUGCUUACAACUCUAAGUUCAGAGUUGCAUAGAAAUGAACAUCUAGAAAGCAUAACAAAAAUUCUCUCCUUGAGCUACAAUGAUCUACCGUAUUACCUUAAAUCUUGCUUCUUAUACUUGGGGUAUUUUCCUGAAGACUACUCCAUCAGAUGUGGAAGACUAAUUCGCCAAUGGAUUGCUGAAGGCUUUGUGAAAUCAAAAAAGGAUAAAACACUCGAGGUGGCUGCAGAAGAAUAUUUGGUGGAUUUGAUAAAUAGAAAUCUCAUUCAAGUAUCUGAGAAAGAUUUUGAUGGAAAAGCUAGAACAUGUCGAAUUCAUGAUCUUCUACGUGAGAUUAUCCUCAACAAGAUGGAGGAUUUGAGUUUCUGUCAAGUUUUGUCAUCGAAUGAUUCAAACCUCAAAGGAUCAUCAGCUCGACGCAUUUCAAUUGUUAAUGGCUUUUAUGAAGGUAUUAAGAGUAAUAAUGCUUCUAAAAUUUCUCAAGUGCGGUCCAUUUUUAUCUUUGAUAAAGACAAAAUGCUUAAUCAUCACAUAAGAGAAAUCACCAUAAAUUUCAAGCUCCUAAAAGUUCUUGAUUUUGAAGAUGCUACGAAUCUAAAUCACAUUUCUAAAGAUAUUGGAAGCUUAUUUCACUUGAAAUAUUUAAGUGUUCAAGGCACAAGAGUUAGGAGUUUGCCUAAGUCAAUUGGAAAGUUAGAAAAUUUAGAGACUUUGGAUUUAAAACAAUCUUUGGUGUUUGAGGUACCAGUUGAGAUCAAAAUGCUUAAAAAAUUAAGACACUUUUUAGCUUACCAUGGAAGUUUUGAUGAUUCUUUCAAUCAAUUAAAAGGAGUCAAAGUAGAUAGGGGACUUGGUCAGUUGAAAGCCUUGCAAAAGUUAUAUUUUAUUGAUGUCAAUGUUGUUAGAAUAAUUGACCUAUUCAAGGAGUUGUACAAGUUGACAGAGUUGAGAAAAUUAGGAAUCAUAAACUUAAGAAGUGAAGAUGGUAGAAGACUAUGUGAUUGUAUUCAAAACAUGAACCCACCUUGA
Humulus lupulus (European hop) is the source of this 2247-nucleotide messenger RNA. Its product is annotated as disease resistance protein RPM1-like. The transcript has a single exon. The record is from RefSeq and is a predicted model, not a curated record. NCBI's taxonomy places the organism in Eukaryota, Viridiplantae, Streptophyta, Magnoliopsida, Rosales, Cannabaceae. The coding region runs from base 1 to 2247 and encodes 748 amino acids. Gene Ontology annotation, molecular function: ADP binding. Gene Ontology annotation, biological process: defense response to other organism.